This is a messenger RNA of Aureococcus anophagefferens, 648 nucleotides long. RefSeq lists its product as hypothetical. The transcript has a single exon. The record is from RefSeq and is a predicted model, not a curated record. Gene Ontology annotation, molecular function: GTP binding; phosphatidylinositol binding; phosphatidic acid binding. NCBI's taxonomy places the organism in Eukaryota, Pelagophyceae, Pelagomonadales, Pelagomonadaceae. The annotation marks the transcript as partial.
UCCGUGCGCAAGUUCGUGCUCGACGCGGAGCUGCCGCCCGCGGCGACCUUCGAGGCCGCGGGCGUCGACCUGACGACGUUCUCCGUGACCAAGGUCUUCCUCCAGCAGACGCCGCGGAAGCCCCGCACGUCCCACCUCUCCCACGCCCUCCCGGAGGAGGAGAGCUCCUACGACUGCCACGCCUACGUGCGCGUGCGCACGUCCGUCGAGGGCGCCGCGUCCUACGGCUACGUCGAGGUCUUGCGCGAGGAGGCGGGCGACGGCCAGAUCCACGAGCGCAAGCGGCGCAUCCUGCGGCGCGAGUACGAGGCGCACCUCGCGACGGCGGACCCGCGGCGGAAGCCCAUCGCCCAGCGGCGGCUCCACUUCCUCUACGGGAACCAGUCCUUCGUCGUCCACCAGUACGUCGACCGCGACUUGGCGAUCCUCCACUGCCAGGCCGCGCGGCCCGACGGCUCCAUCGACUUCCCGCCCUUCCUCAAGGUCGGCCCGGAGAUCCACGACAGCCAGGACCGCGAGCACUUCUCCGCCUACGACCUCGCGCUCGACAAGCCGUCCUCGCCGAGCCGCGGGACCUACCGCAAGUCCCUCUCGCCGCCGAGCUCGCCGAAGACGUCGCCCACGGCCAAGAAGACGCCCGCGGCCUAG